UCAGCCGAUAUUUUUUUGUAGACAUAAGUGUCCAUCACUAAACAGCUGUUUCGAGCGGCCAGAAAAAAGCAGAGAGCACAUGCGUUUGAAGAGCGAAAUUUGAUUUAAUAUUUGAGAUUAUUCAUGGCUAACUGAAUAAAGAAACCCGGAAUCCAGAUUCACAUGCAUCAGAACCCAUCGGCCAGCUAGAAAACAUGCCGCGACGCUAUCAGAAAGCUCUCAAUUUGGCCAAAUUCAGUGCCCAGGUCAAGAUAAAAACUAGUGAUAAUGAAUCCGAUACCGAAGACGAUUUUCCGCCGGAUCAAGAAGCUGAGGAUAACAAUGAGCCCGAUUAUCUACGUAGCAUUUUGGAGAAUGCACCGCACUUCUCCAAUCCGGGCAUGAACACUGGAAUGUUGGGUCAAAUCCUGUACGACCAGGACGAGAAUCAGAAGCAGGACUUGCCAAACUGCUCGGUGACGGUGCCGCUCCCUCUUUUUCUGGCCAGGGAUGGACAGACGCCUCGGGAGGAAGCAUGCAUCCAAAGACCAGGCGCCUACGACGAAUGGACACGUAAUUUGCAAUUGCACAAGGCAAUAUUUGAUAGGCGGUUCAAAAAUAUGCGACAGCGUGAAAAAAAGCAGGAGCAAGGUGUUCACAGUGCGAGUCUCUUUGAGAUGGCUGAGCAUAUAGCCCGGCAGGAAAAUUCCUUCUUCAGGGAUAGCUACGAUUACUACUACACAGGCGGAAACCUAAACACGAUGCCAUUUGAAGGAGGCCAUCUGGCCAUGCAUGUCAGUGGUAACAAGCUUAGAGAUCUGCACUUUUCCAGAGAUUAUGGUGAGGCGGAGUUUUGGCAGCAAUUGCAUUCGACUCAUCUAGAGGAAGCCUCCAGCGAAGUUUUUGAACUUCAGCCACUGGACAAUUUAAAUCGGAGUCAUAUGUUCCUAGCGCGGUUUCUGAACGAGGUUUCCCUAUACCAACUUAAACGCAAAGAGGAGCAGGAUCCUGAAGAUUACGAACUCAUUCGCCAAUGCAUGUUUAGCAGUCAGGAAGCUCCAUUAACAAGCGUAGCACAAUCAAUGGCCAAUGCCAAUAACUUGGCCUUAGCUAGCCAAGAUCGUUCCUUACGCUUCGUGGAUAUUCCGACACAAAAGGAUAUAGCCAAGCUUGAUGUUUGCUUGCUAAAAGGGCUAAAGCAAACCACGAGUACCUGGGCACAAUUAAUGCCAGCAGAUGGAAGCACCUUUCACUACCUAACACAGCCUGUCUUGCUUACCGUAGAUGUACGAUGCAAUCAACCACUGAAUCCUUGCUUUGCCAGCAGCGUUCACUCCAAAGCUUGCGAGAGGUUCUCUAGUUUGGCCAGAAGUGUGAAUCCCAAUCUUCUGUAUGUGGCUAGUAAUCACAAGCUCCACUGUUUGGAUAUCAGAUGUUUGGGUAAAAAGCUGACCGAUCGUGCUGUGGUCACCUGGACGCAUCAGAUGACUUUUCCUCCCAGUUUUAUUGACACAUGCGCCCACGAGAACAGUGAAUAUAUUGCAUUAGCUGGACUAUUACCCAAAGAUCUUCGUAUUUGUGAACUGCAAAAAGCCCAGGCAAAAACGGUGGAUGAAAUGUUUUCGCCUGCAAUACCUUUUGCGCCGCUAACCUUGGAAGAAGCUUUAAUAGAUGCUCGCUUGGGAGGAUUUACCAAUGUCUAUGCUGAUCUUGCAGAGCGGGUAACGAGCUGCAUGACAGGAAUGCGCUUUCAUCGCUUGGAGGAGGCAAGUGAUCAUGCUUUUGCCCAGCUACUAACCUCAAACAGCUUAGGAGAUGUUUACUGCCAAAGAUUAACGCUAAGGGAUGAUGAAGAGCACGUCCAUGACAUCAGAACCGGACUUCACACCACGGAAGCCAUUCGCUACCUUGCCAAUGCCGUUAAUGAACGCGUCCAACGCGAGAGCCUGCGCUGCACAGAAGUACAGUCGAUACCAGAAAUAAGAGACAUUUUUCGGGAUGCAACCAAGAGAUCAAAACCUGAUGAAAAACCCCUUAUCGUAGAAGAGAUCGAAAUUGACUAUGCGAUAAAGGAUACGGAUGUUUCAGAAGAUGAAAGCCUAGGCUCCGAAAAGGCACAGGCAGAAACUUCGAAAUCCAAGAAAAAAGAUAAGAAAACAACUAAGAAGAAAACAAAAGAGAAACCAAAACGGCAACCCAAAAAGAAAGCUCCCUGUGACAGAAACGUAAGAAAGAAGAAAAGCAUCAAUCGCGGUUCUUGGCAGAAAUCCGCCUACCAACUGUCCCACUAUACGGACAUGAUGUCGAUUCGUUUGCUGGACGUGUGGGAUAUGGAGGAGUACGAUACCACUCGGGAUGUGACCAAAGAAAUGUUCGAAGAGCGAUUUAAGGAUAAGCAGCUGGAACCGGAACAACGCAUGGCAAACUGGUUGGACCAAUUGCCCAGUCAAGCAGGGCAGCCCACAGAGGACGAGGUGACAGAGGCCAAUCCCGACAUGGUGCCCGGAACAAGUCUUCCAAAACUAUAUGGCGCCACCACAGCGAACUACACUGUGAUUGCAGCCCCCGACCCUGAUAAGGACAUUGAACAGCCCCAUAUUAGUCCCAAAAGAGAAUCCCCUAAUGCAUUUAGUCGCGAGUUUUCAAUCUUGCUGCCUGGACAGAAUACUAUUAUCGAGGACUAUGCUACUCCCCCGCCAGCUAAGAGGCCCAAGGUGAAGCACAUCAUGGGUUUCUAGCUUAAGUUAAUGUUAUUGAGCUUAGUUCUUGUUUAACAUUAAAAAAUAAUAGAUUAUAAAAUAUGUUGACUAAGUAAUAGGUAUUACAUAUAGAAUUUAGGAAAUGUAUAAACUAAAU
This is a messenger RNA of Drosophila erecta, 2835 nucleotides long. RefSeq lists its product as uncharacterized. Gene Ontology annotation, molecular function: protein binding. The record is from RefSeq and is a predicted model, not a curated record. Lineage: Eukaryota; Metazoa; Arthropoda; Insecta; Diptera; Drosophilidae. The coding region runs from base 195 to 2717 and encodes 840 amino acids. The transcript has 2 exons.